Messenger RNA from Centropristis striata (black sea bass), 2969 nucleotides. It is a transcript of the gene wdr43, whose product is annotated as WD repeat domain 43. The transcript is spliced from 18 exons. NCBI's taxonomy places the organism in Eukaryota, Metazoa, Chordata, Actinopteri, Perciformes, Serranidae. Gene Ontology annotation, cellular component: nucleolus. The record is from RefSeq and is a predicted model, not a curated record. Gene Ontology annotation, molecular function: protein binding. Gene Ontology annotation, biological process: maturation of SSU-rRNA from tricistronic rRNA transcript (SSU-rRNA, 5.8S rRNA, LSU-rRNA). The coding region runs from base 35 to 2011 and encodes 658 amino acids.
AACCACGCACGCAGACGCAAGCAGUGGCUCAGAAAUGGCGGCCGAUACUGGCAGCUCUGCGCUGCAGCUACCCUGCGUUUUUUCACCAAAAUCACGACAGUACUUAGCAUUGUGUGCCCAGGAUGGCAGACUUCGCAUUUGGAACACAGAUAGUAAAACAGUUCACCAAGAAUACGUGCCUUCAGCCCAUUUGAGCGCCACUUGUAUCUGCAUAGCUUGGGGACCAUGCCGGACAGUCAAGGAGGGGCCUCAGAGGAAGAAGAGGAAAUCAGAGGCAGGGCAGGUGGAGGAGAAGGCAGACCUGUUGGCGAUGGGCACAGCAGCGGGUACUGUGCUUAUCUACAGUACAGCAAAGGGAGCACUGCACUGUACUCUGGAUGGAGGCCACAGUGGAGGAGUGAAUUGUGUCCAGUGGCACCCUGAAGACAGUUUAUUAUACAGCGGCUCAGAUGACACAAACAUCAUAGAGUGGGACCUGCAGACGGGCAAGGCGCGAAGUAAGUGGAAGGCGGACCGUGCAGCAGUGACCAGCUUGUGUGUGAGUCCUGAUGGCAAACUGCUGCUCUCAGCUGGUCAGAUUAUCAAGAUGUGGGACUUGGACACCAAGGAGGUUUACAGGAAGUUCACAGGCCACUCCACAGCUGUGACGACCCUGUGCUUUGCCACCACGCGGCCUCCUGACAGCAACGGUCUUUAUUUCCUGUCCGGUGCUGCACACGAUCGGCUGCUCAGUGUUUGGCAAGUACGGGAAGAUGGAAAGGACAAGAACUCAGUGGUGUCCUUCACACUGACGGACGAGCCACGACACGUAGACCUCGUCACGUCCAACAGCAAGGAAGAGGCGGUGAGGUUGGCAGUGGUGUGUAAGGACGGGCAGCUGCAUCUCUUUGAGCACUUUUUAAAUGGGCCCUGUAAGAAGCCGUUGUCACCCUCGUGUACGGUGCAGAUGACGGACACAAAGGACUCCCCGGUGCCAAUCCCAAUGCUGGCCGCUGCCCUGGGAACUGAUGCACGGACUCUGCUGCUGGCCUACGGGAACCACCUCCAGCCAGUCAUGGAGAAAGUGGAGAUAGACACAGCAGAGAGACACGUCUGUUUGACUCGGGAUGUUCACACCAGCUUGUCCCUUUCAAUGGAGACCACAGUUUCCAAGGUGAAAACCCCGAUUGUCAAUGCCAAGAGCAGAGUGUUGGUCCCAGGGCUUCCUGGUCACCAAGCCCCAGUGAAGGGAACCUCACAGGGAUCAGAGAAGAGGAAAAAAGACACCGACACCAAAGAGAUGUCAAUAGCAGAGCGACUUGGUGAAAUCGACCUGUCCACAGUCUCCCAGAAGGGUGCUCCCAAGGGGACGGCCUCUUUACAGACGGACAACUUUGCGGUGCUGUUGGUACAGGGACUGGAGAGCAACGACCCCAACAUCCUAAACAAUGUCCUCCAGACUCGUAAAGACAUGGUGAUAAAGAAAACAGUUGCUCGGCUACCCCUCCCUGCUGUUUUACCUUUGGUGGAAGAGCUCACAAAGAGGCUCCAAGGUCACCCUUAUGCGGCGGUUUUAAUGGUACGGUGGCUCAAGGCUGUGCUCAUGCAACACACAUCAUACCUGGCAUCGCUGCCAGACCUGGUUACCCAACUGGGAGUGCUUUAUCACAUGAUUGAGAGCAGAGUCAAGAUGUUCCACAAGCUAACGAAGCUGCAUGGGAAACUCUAUCUCCUAAUGACACAGGUGGCGACAAGUGACAGCAGCAACAGGGUGACAGAUGUUGACCACACAGCUAAGCUGGUGUAUGAAGAAGAAUCAUCUGAUGAAGAGGAGGCUUCUGGUGACGAAGGUCUUCCUGACGACGGCGACGACUCUGAUAACUGGGAGGAGGAGGAGGAGGCGACAGAGGAGAAAAUGGAAGAAGACAAGAAGGAUGAAGCAGACGAGGAAGAGGACGACCCAGACAGAACAGAUUCCAAAGCCAACGGAGAGGAAGACAUGGAGCAUGAAAACGAGAGCGAAGAGGAGUGAGAACAAAUGAGGAGAAAUGCCAAUCAUACAUUUAAAGGAUGGACCUGAAAGAGUUAUAUAUACUUUCAUUUUAUUUUCAUGCUUUUGAUUUUAUUAUCAGAACAAAGUAUGGUUUUACAAAACAAGGGACACAUGGUGUUGAAACGUGGGCAGCUCGGCCCCCUGCUUCACCACAACACUGUUCAGCCACAAGGUUGGUGAUGUCAUACCCCCCCCCAUCUUUUCCCCAUCUGAGGAACAGAUGCAGCAUUUUGUGGAGGAGGGCAAAACAUUCUGCAAAAUGAAAUUCAUGCAAGUUCCCCUUCUGUCAGUCCAGUCUGCAUCCCAGCUCUAUAACCUGAUUGUUUGCAUUGAAAAUGACUGAAUAAAUCUUUCUGUGGCGUUCAGUUUGCCUACACUGCAAUCUGCAUUCCAAAUUUUAUGUUAUGUAAUAAAUAGUAUUAAUAGAGUAUAUUGUAUGACCAUCUUAACAGUAGACGAGGCAGCACUCUGAUCAGUUUAUAUUAAAACACCUCUGUAGGCCAUCUGGUACACGCCUUGUUAUUCAGUGCAGGUGUAGAGUUGGGAUGCAGGGCCCUCAUACAGGGCCCCCAGCUGUUUGUUGUACAGAAUAGUGCUCAAUUCAGAGGUGGAUACAUCAUGUCCCCACACUGUAAAUCUGUAUGUACAGUGAAGUGUUUGUAUGAGCUCUUCCCUCUACAGCUAUCCCCCUGAAAUGCUUGGGAUUAAAUGAAUCUCUGUAAAGUCUCUUGAAUGUUGAUUUUUUUUUUUUUUCUUUUUUAAUAUUGUUUACUGAUUUGUUGCAGCCCCCUUGUUUUCCUUGUCUUCUCUUUUUGUGCGUUUAAUAUUUGGACAUGCCCUGAUGUCCACUGCCUUGAACCCAUAGUCACAGCAGCAACAGAAAAAAAGAAAAUGUGAACUUUGCUCAAAUAGGUGAAUAAAUGGGUUUUCAAAACGG